This is a messenger RNA of Thalassophryne amazonica, 1436 nucleotides long. RefSeq names its product ankyrin repeat and SOCS box containing 1 (gene asb1). Bases 145 to 1197 code for a protein of 350 amino acids. NCBI's taxonomy places the organism in Eukaryota, Metazoa, Chordata, Actinopteri, Batrachoidiformes, Batrachoididae. The transcript is spliced from 5 exons. Gene Ontology annotation, biological process: protein ubiquitination; intracellular signal transduction. The record is from RefSeq and is a predicted model, not a curated record. Gene Ontology annotation, molecular function: protein binding. Gene Ontology annotation, cellular component: ubiquitin ligase complex.
GGAGUGACGCUGUCAUCACGUGUUUGUGGCUGUUUGUUUUGAUGUCUUUGGUUUACGUUUUUGGCUUUCCUCUUAUUGCGAGAACCAGCGUCGAUUUCGUGGUUUAGCAGCGUUUUGAGGUAAUAAGUUUGAUAUAUUAGCAGCAUGGCUGAGGGUGCAGAGGGUGACGUUGAAGACCCGCCCACGAUCAGGUUCCCUCCGCUCAUCACCGUGUCUGAUCUGCCGAGCGGCACUGCUGCAGGCCGUAACCUUAAGGAAUGGCUGCAGGAACAGUUCUGCGACAAGCCUCUGGAGCAAGAUGACAUGAGGCUCCACAAUGCAGCGUAUGUUGGAGAUUUGGACACUCUGAGGAACCUGUUGCAGGAAGACAGCUUCAGACGGCGUAUCAAUGAGAAGUCUGUGUGGUGUUGUGGCUGCCUACCCUGCACCCCUCUACGCAUUGCUGCCACGGCAGGACAUGCCGCCUGUGUGGCAUAUCUGAUCGCUCAGGGAGCCGACGUUGAUCUAGUUGAUGUCAAAGGCCAAACAGCUCUCUAUGUGGCAGUGGUCAACGGCCACCUGGACUGUGUUCGGAUCCUCCUUGAAGCUGGGGCAGACCCAAACGGAAGCCGACAUCACCGCAGCACCCCGCUGUACCACGCCGCACGGGUGGGAAGGCUCGAUAUCUUGCAAGAACUAAUCAGGUUCAACGCUGACGUAGACAUGGACCACCAGCUGGGCCCUCGGCUCCUCUUCAGUGCUCGCACCCUCAACACUCUGGUGGUGUGUCCUCUCUACAUUAGCGCUGCCUACCACCACCUGCACUGCUUCAGACUGCUGCUGCAGGCUGGAGCUCAGCCCGACUUCAACUACACAGGCCCGGUUUGCCACGAGGCUCUGACCCGAGGUCUGGCCUCCUGUCUGCUAGAUGCUGUGCUACGACAUGGAUGUGAGGUAGCCUUCGUCCACCUGCUGCUGGACCACGGGGCAAACCCGGCCCUCGUACCCUGGAACGAGACACAGCUGGAUGCUGCUAACCGGAGGAAAGUGGACCCAGAGGCACUCAGGGUGUUUCUGGAGGCGAGGAGAUGCCCUCGCAGCCUGACGCACCUGUGUCGGAUCAGGAUCCGCAGAACUAUGGGCAAAAGCCGUCUCAACCACAUAUCCUCGUUACCACUGCCACAACCCAUGAAAAGCUUUCUUCUCCACCAAAACUGACAACCAUCCACUUUAGCUCGUCUACAGACCUGAGCAAUUCCAAACCUGGAAGAAACCCUUUUAAUUUCAACAUCAGGUCUCAGUAUAGAAUGUUUUGUGAACCCCAAUUUGCAAAUGGAUUUUCAUUUUGUAAUGAAUUGUUGAUUGUAUUUAUUUAUUUGUUAAAAUUAAUUGACCAAUCAAUGACAAUUUACCAAAAUGCUGAGGAACUGCACUGUACGUCCUGAGUUGUGUUAAAC